Cottoperca gobio is the source of this 942-nucleotide messenger RNA. RefSeq names its product olfactory receptor 142-like. The record is from RefSeq and is a predicted model, not a curated record. Gene Ontology annotation, molecular function: odorant binding; G protein-coupled receptor activity; olfactory receptor activity. Gene Ontology annotation, cellular component: membrane. NCBI's taxonomy places the organism in Eukaryota, Metazoa, Chordata, Actinopteri, Perciformes, Bovichtidae. Gene Ontology annotation, biological process: detection of chemical stimulus involved in sensory perception of smell; G protein-coupled receptor signaling pathway.
AUGGAUAAUGUCUCUGUAAUAACAAUGUUUGUUCUUUCAGGUUUAAGUGAAACAAAGAACCACCAAGUCGUUCUCUUCUCUCUCACUUUACUGUGUUACUGUUUCAUUGUGCUGGUAAACGUUUCUCUUAUUGUGAUCAUCAUCUUUGAUAAAAACCUCCAUGAACCAAUGUAUAUUCUGUUGUGCACGUUUUGCAUGAAUGGGCUUUAUGGGACAACAGGUUUCUACCCCAAGCUUCUGUGGGAUCUGCUUUCUCCUGUUCAUGUUAUCUCUUAUUCUGGAUGCCUUGUUCAGGCUCUGGUAAUGUACUCAUUUGCUUGCAGUGAUCUGUCUAUUCUUGCAGUCAUGGCAUACGACAGAUAUGUGGCUAUAUGUCGACCCCUGCAGUACCACUCUGUCAUGUCAAAGCAGAGAGUCUUCCUGUUAGUCUGUUUCUCCUGGUUAACACCUUUCUGCAUUAUCGGCUAUAAAAUUGUUCUAACUUCUAGAUUAAAGUUAUGUAGCCCAAAAAUUACCAGACUUUUCUGUGUGAAUUGGAUUAUUGUUAAACUUGCUUGUUUCCCAGCUGACACUAUUGUUAAUAACAUAGUUGCAUACAUUACAAUAAUCAUUUAUGUAUGUCAUGGUUUCUUUAUUGUUUGGUCCUACAUGUAUCUCAUCAGAAUAUGUGUGCAUUCUAAAGAAAACAGGGCAAAGUUCAUGCAAACAUGUGUCCCACACUUAACCUCCUUACUUACUUUUCUUUUCACUAUACUUUUUGAUAUUAUGCAUAUACGAUAUGGUUCAAGAGAUUUACCGCAAACCCUUCAAAACUUUAUUGCAAUAGAAUUUCUUCUCAUACCUCCUAUUAUGAAUCCUCUCAUUUAUGGUUUUAAAUUGACUAAAAUCCGGAACAAAAUUGUGGGUGUUAUUACUUUUAAAUCUAAAUUACUUUGGUCUUAG